Messenger RNA from Sardina pilchardus (European sardine), 1024 nucleotides. RefSeq names its product histone H3-like centromeric protein A. The record is from RefSeq and is a predicted model, not a curated record. Gene Ontology annotation, molecular function: structural constituent of chromatin; DNA binding; protein heterodimerization activity. The transcript is spliced from 5 exons. Bases 106 to 525 code for a protein of 139 amino acids. Gene Ontology annotation, cellular component: nucleosome. Lineage: Eukaryota; Metazoa; Chordata; Actinopteri; Clupeiformes; Clupeidae.
GAAAAGCAAAAGUUUCACGUAGCAUUGUUUGAAUCGUUUGCGGAGUUGGUGUGCUUUGGAGUGCUCGAUGAAACUAGACCUCGGAAAGUCACACUCACACGUGCAAUGCGUCCCCUUCCACAACAUCGGCGAAAGGGAGCUGCUCCCAAAAAGAGAUCUCCCCCCGCUCCUCCACCAAGGGUUAGACGUGAUAGUGGACCAACAGAGGGCUCUCCUCGGAAGAAAAAGCGGUUCCGACCCGGUACAAAAGCCCUGAUGGAAAUCCGGAAGUAUCAGAAAUCCACAGACCUUCUGCUUCGCAAAGCACCCUUCUCCCGUCUGGUGAGGGAGAUCUGUAUGAGUUUCUGUCGAGAUGACUUAAGGUGGCAGGGCUACGCUCUUCUGGCUCUUCAGGAGGCAGCUGAAGCGUUUCUGGUGCGUCUCUUCUCCGAUGCCAACCUGUGUGCCAUCCAUGCCAAAAGAGUGACCCUCUUCCCCCGAGACCUGCAGCUGGUACGCCGCAUCAGAGGAGUGGAGCGGCUCUGAGGCAAGGUGUCUACUGACCUGCCAACGGCUCAUUUAAGGACACUUAUACAACCUUUUGGUAGGGGAUGUCAUUGACGACUGGAGAGAAUCCGGUUCUGUUCUGUCUGAUCUAGACUGUUUGGACUUAUAAUAAUAUGGAACCAUGCCGUAUCUAAUCAAGAACCAUUCCACAGUCAACUACUCUGGUGGGAAGAGAUGUAAAUCCAGGGACUGCUUAUGGCUACAUGGUCAGCUGCACAGUCAGACUCAGAAUACAUGAGUUAUUAUUUUUACAUGAUGUUCUGUAUAGUUUUAAAGCUGUAAAUUAAUUGUGUGUGAACAGUGGAUGUUUUUUUUAAUGUACCGAGUUCUUCAUUAUGUGGCUGGUCAUAAUAUGUGACGGCUCAGAGCUGACCGAUCAGCACAGUCAGACUGUGGGGCUACAUAUUGUGUUUUUGUUUUUGUAUGUAUAAUAUUCAUGCUGUUUGUAUCAAUAAAUUGUGAUACUUUUUUAUUAUUA